AUGCGACCAGGUGUAAAGAAAUCAGUUGUGUGGCGUUAUUUUGUAAAAAAUGCGGACAAAACUGUCAGUUGUAAUAUGUGUAAAAAACAAUUUAAAUAUUUCGGAGGUACAUCCAACUUAAAACAACAUUUAGAAAGAGUUCAUCCUAUUUCGUAUUUACAAAAUGAAAUAAUACCUUCAAGUGAUAGUAGUGCUGACGUGGUAGAGGUGAGUAAAGAAAAUACUGAAUCUCAGCCAUGUACUUCCCAGGCUAUUGUUAAAGACACCAUGAUUAAUAGUAAAAAUGUUGAGGUAAUUCCUACUAAACAGUUAAAACUGUUUGGAAGUAAACAGCAAAGUAACUUGUCAGAGAAGAAAGUUAGUGAAAUAGAUAAUGCUCUAAUUAAAAUGAUAACAAAGGAUUAUCAACCCUUAUCUGUAGUAGAAAAUGCAGGAUUUCUAGAAUAUUCUAAAGCUCUACAACCUCUAUACACUCCGCCAAGCCGCAAAAAAUUAACUUACGAUUUAUUACCGAAACAAUAUGAAGAAGCGACUUCAACUUUAAUAAAAAUUAUUAAUGAUGUAAAAUAUAUUUCCGUUACUACAGAUAUUUGGACAUCUGAUAGUAAUAAAGCCUAUAUAACAGUAACGGCCCAUUUUAUUUUUAAGAGUGUCCUACGCGCACAUGUUUUAUCCACGAGGGAACUACCAGGUUCACAUACGGGUGAAAAUAUAUCAUUAAUGUUGGGUGAUAUUUUUCAUCAUUGGAAAAUUGAAAAUAAAAUUAUAGCGGUUGUUUCAGAUAACGGGGCGAAUAUUAAAAGUGCUAUUUCGAAUUAUUUACAAAUUUUUCAUUUACCAUGUGUUGCUCAUACAUUGAAUUUAAUAGUGACAAAGAGUUUGACGGAUGUUGCAGAAUUAAAUGAUAUAUUAAAGAAAUGUAGGGCACUUGUGAACCAUUUUAAACAUAGUAGUCUGGCAUGUGAUAAACUUAGAUCCGUUCAAGAACAGAUGGGAUUACCUAAUUUAAAGGUGAAACAGGAGGUUGUUACAAGAUGGAAUUCUUGUUUCCAUAUGCUACAAAGACUUUUGGAAAUAAAGAACCCAUUGUGUGUUGCAGUAGCAAACUUAUCAAAACCACCUGAAUUUCUUAAUGCAGAUGACUGGGAAGUUAUUAAUGAUUGUAUAAAGGUGUUAAAACAAGCAGAUGAUAUAACAAGACUAUUAUCUAGUGAAAAUUACCCUACAGUGUCUUUGUUAAUACCAAUAAUUCGAGGAAUACAGUUUGCGCUACAAAAUACCACGGUUGUAACAAAUGUUGGAGAUUCUCUUAAAUUAAAAUUGUUACAAACAAUCCACCAACGUUUGGGUAGUUUUGAGUCAAGUAAAACUAUUGCCAAAGCUACAUUUCUUGACCCAAGAUUUAAAAAAGAUGGAUUCGGCAAUGAAGAGAACGCCAAUAAUGCAGAAAAGUGGGUGACCGACGAAAUUAAAUUAAUUCUAAGUAAAAAAACAGAGUCAACUGCUUCGCCUCAGUUGAAAACUAACUCAGAUCAGACAAAUCAACCCUCUACAGAAAAUCUAAAUAUAUGGACUCAUUUUGACAGAAAGGUAUCAGAAAAACGACAUUUUUCAAAUUCCACUACCACUGCCAUCAUUAUGAUCAGGCAGUAUUUAGAAUUGCCAUUACAAGAAAGGAACAAAGACCCUUUAGAAUUUUGGACAAAGCAUCAAAUACUUUUACCAGAAUUGUAUGAGUUGGCAGUGAAAUAUUUGUGUAUUCCUGGAACUUCUGUACCGUCUGAAAGAGUCUUUUCAAAAGCAGGACAAUUAUCAAACUUGAGAAGAAGUAGACUUUCCCCUAAAAAUUUGGAUCAAAUAAUUUUUUUAAAUUCUAACUGUUAA
This is a messenger RNA of Diabrotica balteata, 1884 nucleotides long. NCBI's taxonomy places the organism in Eukaryota, Metazoa, Arthropoda, Insecta, Coleoptera, Chrysomelidae. The record is from the annotation of a GenBank genome assembly.